Leptosia nina is the source of this 714-nucleotide messenger RNA. NCBI's taxonomy places the organism in Eukaryota, Metazoa, Arthropoda, Insecta, Lepidoptera, Pieridae. The record is from the annotation of a GenBank genome assembly.
AUGUAUGAGAUUUACACGGAAAAGUUGAUAGCAGCUGUCAAAUCGAAGCCUAGUUUGUAUAAAAAGAGUGACCCUAUGUACUACAGUCAUAGAAAACAUAAAGACAAAUUGUGGCGCGAUGUUUGCAUUGAGGUCUUGACCCAAUCCGGUCGAAGUUGGGACAAUCUAAAGGCGGUCGAAAAAGUUGAAUGCGUUCGCGACAUGCAGAAACGAUGGAAAAACCUCCGCACUUGCUUCACGAGAGAGGUCUCGCUACAACGGAAAGAGAGGUUUAAAAUGGAGAAUGCAAUACCGUUUAGAAAAAGAAAGACAUACAAUCAUUUUGAGGAACUGAGCUUUCUUCUAGACGAUAAUCCUGAACAGAUAACCGAUUUGAAAGGUAGUGAUGACGACAAUGAUCCCCUUGAUCCGCAUUAUGAAGCAGAAGACAUCGAACUUAGCUUCCAGGAUAGUAACAGCGAACACGUUAACAUAGGAAACAUAGUUCCAGAUUAUGAACUACAAGGCUAUAAUAAAAGUGAAGAAAUAGAAAGCAAAAUGAUCAAAGUCAUUAAGGAUAUGAAGAAGGAUGAAGAUGAUGAUGAUAGACAAUUUGUUAUGUCCCUUUUACCAUUAUUCAGAAAACUGUCCGAUAGACGAAAACUGGAAGCUCGGAUAGAGGUUUUGAAGGUUCUACAGAAGGUUAGCUUUGAUGAUGAAGAUUGCAAGACUUAG